UCCACGUGCAGAGCCAUGGGGGUGCUGAUGUCCAGGCGGCAGACGGUGGAGAGGGUGCAGAAGGUGAGCUUGGCCGUGUCAGCCUUCAAGGACGGGCUGCGGGAGCAGCCGUCGACGCGGCGGCGCGCAGGGGCAGGGGACGGCCGUCGGGGGACGCUGGAGCAGUCGGUGCAGGAGGCGGAGGACGAGGCUUCGGCAGGGCCGUCCCAGCCCGAGGAGAUCAGCGCAGGGAAGGCGGCCUGGGAACGGCUGCGGAACGGACGGGGUGUGGAGCCGGAGGAGUUCGACAGGGCCAACAGGUUCACGCCUCCGGCCUUCGUCCGGCCAAAGAGGGAGCUGCGCGAUGAUGAACCCCCCGACAUCGGCCUGCAGAGGGAGCAGGUCCAGAACGAUGAGAUGUGUGAGAUCUGUGAGGUGUGGACGGCCGAGAGCCUGUUCCCGUGCCGCGUCUGCAGCCGGGUGUACCACGACGGCUGCCUGCGCCGCAUGGGCUACGUGCACAACAACAGCGCCGUGGAGGUGACGGAGACGGCGCACACCGAGACGGGAUGGAGCUGCUACUACUGCGACAACCUCAACCUGCUGCUGACGGAUGAAGAGAUGUACAGUCUGAUGGAGACCAUGAAGCAGUGCAAGAUCAUUCCAGAGACCUCCCUGUCCCUGGAUGACUUCCUGCACUACAAGCACCUGGUGCACAAGCAGCAGUUCGAGCAGCCCAUGGCCGAGGCUCAGGAGGAGCAAGUGACCCUGCAGUUCUCUGCCCUGGACCCUGACAAGAAGGGGCACAUUGAGUGGCACGACUUCCUCUCCCAUGAGUCCAUCCAGCUGCUGCAGAAGCUCCGGCCACAGAACGCACUGCUGCGGCUGCUGACGCCCAAGGAGCGGGAGCGCGUGCGAGCAGCAUUCCUGGCCCUGGACCAGGACCACGAUGGCUUCAUCGGGGAGGCCGAGUGCCGCCGUGCCCGGCACUCCUGGUUCCGCAAGCACCACAAGGAGCCGCCAUCCUGCAACGUCAGCAUCAGCCACGUGGGGCCCAUAUCGGAGAGCAGCCCCACCAGCAGCAGCAGCAGCAGGAGCCUGGAGAAGACCCCGCGUGCGCCAGAGCAGGAGGAGCCCAGGCCCGUGGACUGGCCCGGCUUCCUGCGGGACAACGUCGCCUUCGUGCUGGCCGCCCGCCCCAACAGCGCUGCCCUGCACCUCCUGCCCCCCGCCUAA
Messenger RNA from Melopsittacus undulatus (budgerigar), 1215 nucleotides. It is a transcript of the gene PHF24, whose product is annotated as PHD finger protein 24. Lineage: Eukaryota; Metazoa; Chordata; Aves; Psittaciformes; Psittaculidae. Gene Ontology annotation, molecular function: calcium ion binding; transcription corepressor activity. Gene Ontology annotation, cellular component: cytoplasm; nucleus. The transcript is spliced from 7 exons. The coding region runs from base 16 to 1215 and encodes 399 amino acids. The record is from RefSeq and is a predicted model, not a curated record.